Messenger RNA from Anguilla anguilla (European eel), 1668 nucleotides. RefSeq names its product fibronectin type III domain-containing protein 9. The record is from RefSeq and is a predicted model, not a curated record. The transcript has 3 exons. The coding region runs from base 703 to 1464 and encodes 253 amino acids. Lineage: Eukaryota; Metazoa; Chordata; Actinopteri; Anguilliformes; Anguillidae. Gene Ontology annotation, molecular function: protein binding.
GAACAGAGUAAGCGUAAGGAACUAGGGUAUCAAUAAAAUAAGAGCAACUAAUGGUACAACAGAAAAUGGCGACGAUGAAUGAAUGAGUCAUGCAGUCACUCACUGUCCUUCGGUUACAUGUUGUGCAGCCAAUGCCAUAGAGUCCCUCUUUUAUACAUGAAAGGAAGCUGUCGCUGCUCUUGGACACUAAAACCCACGGCACAUUUGCAAAAAAAGGUGUAACGCUGUGCUUGAAUUGGCUUGUAUCUCUCUCUCUCUCUCUCUCUCUCUCUAGGACUGUGCGCUGCUGGCAUCACACAGCGUGCAGGAGGAGAGAGGGAGUCGACUGGGAGGGAAGCUCUCUGCCAUAAUCCUUUCCUUUUCUUCACUCCUUUCUUCCCUCCUCUCCCCCUGCACCUCAUUAGAGCGCAUCGUCUCUGCACGGUCACCUCCACGCGAGGCACAGCUCUUUUCCCUUCAUCUUUCCAUCUCUCUCCGCUCAGCCCAUCUCUUACUCCUUCCCUCCGUUUGCUCCUCUCCUCUCUCUCGCUCGGGCACCAGGGGCAGGACACGGCUUCGGCUACACCGGGCACGCGGAGGGGACCCCGGAGCCCCAAACCAGCGGCCCGGAGGGGGGCACCAGGGUACCAGCCCCCUUUCACACCAGCCGGCACCUCCAAUUACUCAGCUUCACAGGAGAAUCAACUGCCACCCCACUCCUCAAUGGCUCCGAUCUCAUCUGCAGCCUACAUCCUCUGCGGUUUUAAUGUACUGCAGACUCUCAGCUUCCAGAAGUCGCCUUCCCAUUGGAGGGCACCACGGGACAAAGACCCGGCCAGAAAAACGCAGGAAGACGGAAUGUCGCUAGCGGUGCAGGACAUAACGGCCACCUCGGCCACCGUCGCCUGGUCAGCCGUCCCAGGGGGCUGCAGGGGGGGCUUCUACAGCGUGAUGUACCACCCCAACUGGAACAGUCUGCUGACGGGCCACGCCCACCGGAACUUCCUGCGCGAGGUGGCGGUGCCGGCCGGUCAGACCAGCGCCGGCCUGGGAGACCUCAGCCCCCACACCACCUACGUGCUGUGCGUGACGUGCCAGGCCGCCACGCCCGCCAGCCCCGCCCACCUCUCCCGGGACCGCUGCCGGGUCUUUAACACCCUGGAGGAGGAGGCGGCGCCCGGGAGCAGGGCAUGGGACGGGGCCAGCGGCGAGCUGGCCAUGGGGGUGUGGCUGGCCAGCACCAUCCUGCUGGCGGUCAUCGCCGGGGUCCUCCUGUAUGGCUGCCUCCGGGCCUGGUGCCACUGGGAGCAGGACUGGAACGGUCACGGCGGGAACGGCAAGGGGGCCGCGCGACGCCCCAGCUCCGCCUCCUCCACGGGGAGCCCCAGCCGGUCGGCCGUGACCCCGCCUCCUCGCACCUGCGCCCCGGAACAAGCGGCGCUAUCCGCGCAGCCCGACCCACAGGAACCCCGCACAACGCCUUAAACCCUCCCACCUGCCCCCGCGACUACAUUCCACAGUCCCACCGCUCCUUAUACUACUGCUAGAGAGGCCUGCUGUUAGCUUAUGGGACAAACUCCACAUAAAACGGACACAAAUUCAAUGACAUUUGGACCCUUGAUGCUUUUAUUGCUUCAGGAAGACCGCACUGUAGAGUUUAAAAGAAGCUGGUGUGGGGGGGGAAAAAAA